CUCCUGAAAUCCUGAAGCUGAAAUCUCCUCUUUUUUUUCUUCUUCAAACGUAAAAAGAUUGUUGUUGCAAAAGCUUCGGACAGGUGACGAGUGAGAUCCAGCCGCUGACCUCGCCAUGGUGUUGCCACCCCCAGACAAACGCCACGUGUGCCUGACCACCAUCGUCAUUAUGACCAGCAUGGCCUUCAUGGACGCCUACCUGGUGGAGCAAAACCAGGGUCCUAGAAAAAUCGGUGUUUGUAUAAUAGUACUGGUGGGGGACGUCUGCUUUCUCAUCGUGCUGCGAUACGUGGCGGUGUGGGUGGGGGCGGAGGUACGCACCGCCCGACGAGGAUACGCCAUGAUCUUGUGGUUUCUCUACAUCUUUGUUCUGGAGAUCAAGCUGUACUUUGUCUUUCAGAAUUGCAAAGCCGACAGAAAAAGUCUGGAGACAGUAGCGCGGAAGGCUUUGACUUUACUGCUCUCGGUGUGUGUGCCGGGUUUGUACCUGGUUCUGGUGGCUCUGGACAGUAUGGAAUACGUAAGAACUUUCCGCAGGAAGGAGGACAUGAGGAGCCGUCUCUUCUGGGUGGCUCUGGACCUCCUGGAUCUGCUGGACAUCCAGGCUAACCUGUGGGAGCCCCAGCGGACGGGGCUGCCCAUCUGGGCCGAGGGCCUCAUGUUCUUCUACUGCUACAUCCUGCUCCUCAUCCUGCCCUGCGUGUCCCUCAGUGAGAUCAGCAUGCAGGGGGAGAACAUGACGCCCCAGAAGAUGAUGCUGUACCCGGUGCUGAGCCUGGUCACCAUCAACGUGGUCACCAUCCUCAUACGUGGAGUCAACAUGGUGCUGUUCCAGGACAGCCGCGUCUCCACCAUCUUCGUUGGCAAAAACGUGGUGGCCAUCGCCACCAAGGCCUCCACCUUCCUGGAGUACCGCAAACAGGUCAAAGAGUUCCCGCACCCGCAGAACGCCAUGGCCAUGGAGCUGCAGCAGAACUCGGUCAGCCACCCGCAGCCGCUGCCCAACGCCACCACGCUGCCCCACGAACCCACACCGGCGCAGGACGUCAUCGACACAUGACCGCCAGCUCCGGACGGUGCGCUGUCGGAGAGAGUGACUGCCUUUGUACGGAGGCUGCGGAAGUGGAGGUGGAUAAAGAAAUCAGCCGCAUGACAGGACGGUAUUCUGCUCUUGUCAAGCCCCGUGGAACUGCUGUGAAACCAUUACAGAGAUUUUUCAGCAUCACCUGCCUGUCAGAACACACUGUAAACCUACACUUCGUCCAGUGCGGACCUCAAAAGAACCAAACUACAAAGACUGAAGUUUUUAUCGUGCCAUUGUGUUUUUAAUUGUUUGAAAGGAUUUCAGAAUUAAUUAAGAGACAAUCUUCAACAAAAGCGCAGCCCGCUGACAUUCUUCGGUGUAGGACUGGAGAUCGUUUUCCCGACUCAGUGAAUAAAAGCUUAAAUUUUAGUUUUUUUUUUUUUUUUUGGUUUUGUUUUUCUGAGUCACCUUUUUCCACAGUGCUUUUCGAGGCGUUUCCUUUGAAGUCCAGCACCAAAGGAAACGUGUGAGGCACAGGUGGAGAGGAGAAGCAGAGAGUGACAGCAGUCAGUCAAGUGAGGCUAUCAGGACGACCGACGGUGGCCAGAUAUUUUCGGUUUCUCCUCCUGUGUCUGGUUUCUCCUGAGGUGGAGGCUCGGCUGCAUCUGUCAGUGUGAUGCUUUACGACCCAGGGUCUGAUUAAAGCACCAACCACAGCAUCGACUGCAGGCGUCUGAGCGUGGGUUUUACUACACCGCGUGCGUGCGUGUGUGUGUGUGUGUUUCCUCUGGGGGUCUGCGUUAUUAUUGUUUCAGAAGAUAUGUGAGUCAUAAAGUGUAUGUGUGCCAGGUUUUGGCCAAAUUGAGACAAAAUGUGUUGAUGUGCCGUCAGAAAAUAACUGUGAUGAGAGAAAAGGUCGUUUGUGUUCAAUCCCUGUACUAUACAUUCCUCUAAAACUAGAUCGAGCCUUGAAGUCGGAGAACGCAGUGAAGGCCUCACCGAGGAACUGACGAGGGAAAAAUAAAGAUUAAAUGAAAGAGAAACAAACAGAAAAAAAGGAAAAAACACCAUUUCAAGAAAAGUUGGUAGAACUUUUUAGAUUUGUGAUAAAAAGAGAAGUUUUCAUCACCCUGACAAUUUAAUUGCUCAGAAAUGUCCUGUCCUGAACAUGAGCUUUUCAACCACUAGUAGUCACUGUUGUCCCAUAUUCUGAUUUGCUCUCCUUUAAAAACACGUUUGCUCCUUUUACGAACAAUAGGCAGACAAAAUCUUUGGAAGGUUUUUCAGAGAGGGGAAAGCAUUAAAUUUCCUGAGAUCCAUCCACAUGGUUGGUUCAUGAAAACGCAAAAAAACUGAACUGUUCUUGUCAAUAAACCAACCACAUUUCGUGAACACUCCAACCAACUUUUCUGGAAAUAGAGUUUGAACGUUUUUCUUCUGUUCAUUUCUGAUGUGAAUCAGUUAACUACAGUAAUUAUUAUUAUUAAUAUUAUUAUCAUUAAUACAAUUAUGUACAUUCUUUACAUGUUGGAGGUCCAUGACGUUUUAAUAAAAGACUAGUAAAGCAAACGGAGCUUCUCUUUCCUCCACUGUUGAUCGUGAUUCAGUGCACCAACCAGGUGACAGCAGCACUGCCGCAGAGCCAUCACUCUUGUAGACCCCACCGCGUUUUGCAUGGAGGGACGCGCACGACACAUAAAUAUUUAGGCCCAGCAGCCUCCUGGUGGACGUUAGUAUUAGUGCGGUCCUCCUCAGGCUGCACAUUAGCAGAGAGCCAGCUAAGGAUUUGUCUUAAAAUGAGAUAAGACUGCGUCUCUGUCCCCUCCGUCUCAUUAUCACCUCCACCGUUCCCGCCGUUUCUAAUCUGCCAGUCUAGUAUCAUAUUCACGGCUCAUGAAUUGUCUUGAUUUCUUCUCAGAGAAUUUUAUCAACUGACCCGAAUGCUGCGGCAUCAGGCGACAAGAUCAGCCACGUGUCCAAUGUCAUUUUUCUAAUUUAAGAUUAAAUAUGAUUGACUGUCUGACAGAGUCUGGAUGAACUGACUGUGGAUUUGAUGAGUGUUUCCUGCAGCGUAACAGAGAGAUAUUUGACGUUUUCUUUGUAAUGAAAAUGCACUUUUUAUAUAAAAAAUUAUUCUGGAAAAAAAAAUCACUGAACACCACCUAC
Cynoglossus semilaevis (tongue sole) is the source of this 3190-nucleotide messenger RNA. RefSeq names its product transmembrane protein 121Ab (gene tmem121ab). NCBI's taxonomy places the organism in Eukaryota, Metazoa, Chordata, Actinopteri, Pleuronectiformes, Cynoglossidae. The record is from RefSeq and is a predicted model, not a curated record. The transcript has a single exon. The coding region runs from base 116 to 1060 and encodes 314 amino acids.